AUGACCUCUGAAGCCUUCAAACUGAAAGGCCUCUCUGAACAAGUCUACAACGACUUUUUCAGAUACGCUGGAGUAAGGCUACAGGCUCGCUUGGUCAGAGAGGCUAAGGAAAAGGCCAAAAAGGAAGCAGAAGAGAAAGCUCGCCUAGAAGAAGAGCAACGAAUCAGAGAAGCUGAAGAGAAGGCUGCUGUUGAAGUUGUUGCUACUGUGGCUGCUGCUGAAGCUGAGGCAAACGCUAAAGCCAAAGUUGAAGAAGCAGCACGCAUUGCUGCAGAGGAAGCUGCAAAGGCCAGCGCUGAUGCUCUGACUCAAGGGGAGCAAUCUAAGUCUGGUUUCGCCCCUCUCCUAUUGAAAACUUUGGAGGAACUGCAAAAGGAACAACAAGUUGUGAGAGCUAGUUGCACUCACACAAAGAGGUUUGACAUAAAAGUUACAAUAAUAGAAGAGGCUCAUAUCAUCAACAAUAUCAAAGUGGAUGAACUCAUCGGUUCACUACUAACUUUUGAGAUGGAUAUCAAUGAUAAAAUAGAGAUAAGAAACAAAGGUGUAGCCUUCAAAGCUGAUGUUGAAAAUUAUGAUGAAUGGGAGGAAGAGGAUACUAAUGAUAACCUUUCUAAAUCUAUUGCAUUACUUGAAAAAAGGUUUGGUAAGGUUAUGAGAAGACUUGUUAAAUUGAAAAGAAUAAUUUCAUGA
Messenger RNA from Lathyrus oleraceus (garden pea), 693 nucleotides. Its product is annotated as eukaryotic translation initiation factor 4 gamma-like. The record is from RefSeq and is a predicted model, not a curated record. The coding region runs from base 1 to 693 and encodes 230 amino acids. The transcript is spliced from 2 exons. NCBI's taxonomy places the organism in Eukaryota, Viridiplantae, Streptophyta, Magnoliopsida, Fabales, Fabaceae.